This is a messenger RNA of Tribolium castaneum (red flour beetle), 2059 nucleotides long. RefSeq names its product Polypeptide N-Acetylgalactosaminyltransferase 7 (gene Pgant7). Gene Ontology annotation, biological process: protein O-linked glycosylation. Lineage: Eukaryota; Metazoa; Arthropoda; Insecta; Coleoptera; Tenebrionidae. Gene Ontology annotation, cellular component: Golgi apparatus. The coding region runs from base 163 to 1914 and encodes 583 amino acids. Gene Ontology annotation, molecular function: polypeptide N-acetylgalactosaminyltransferase activity. The transcript has 2 exons. The record is from RefSeq and is a predicted model, not a curated record.
ACGAAACGUCAAUGAAUGUCAAAAAUCGCCGGUUCUGUUUACGUGUUGACAUUUCCCACGACUGAUUAAAAUUUCAAUUUACAGUAAAACCAACGAAUAUUUAUCGCAGUUCCGAUGAAAAGUUAACGCCGGACUUUAGACUAGUCACCAAUCACCAAUAAAAUGGUUUUUAUGCGGCUAUAUUUAAGUAGGAAAUCACGGACGAUUCGACUAGCUUGCGGCGUUUUAAUCCUCUUUGUUAUCCUCUACUUGUUAGCUUCGUAUCAACGGCCAGACGGCUUCGAUUUGGAGUCGCCCAUUGCGGCUCGUUUAUCGCACAAGGAGCGCCCCAAACUAGUCUCCGACUUGGGCAACUUUGAGCCCCGGGACUCCCAAGAGCACGAGGGGCCCGGCGAAGGGGGCAAACCCCACCACUUGCGCCAAGACCAGCAAAACGACGCCGAUCAGUCCGAGUCCGAAUAUGGCAUGAACGUUGCUUGUUCCGACGAAAUCUCCCUAGACCGUACAAUCCUGGACACGAGAUUGUCCGAAUGCAAGCACUGGAACUACCCUGAGAACCUCCCCUCGACUUCCGUGAUCAUAGUUUUCCACAAUGAGGGCUGGUCUGUUCUCCUCCGAACAGUCCACUCGGUCAUCAACCGCUCGCCGCCCAAAAUCCUCAAAGAGGUGCUUCUUGUCGACGACUUCAGCGACAAGGAGAACCUCAAAACGCGCCUCGAGACCUACAUUGAGCGCUUCAAUGGUAAAGUUCGCUUGAUCCGGAACGCUCAACGUGAAGGCCUCAUCCGCACACGCUCACGGGGGGCCAAGGAAGCCACGGGGGAAGUUAUCGUGUUUUUGGACGCGCAUUGCGAGGUUAACACUAACUGGCUUCCGCCGCUCCUUGCCCCCAUUUACCGUGACCGGAGCGUUAUGACAGUCCCGGUUAUUGACGGGAUUGAUCAUAAAACUUUCGAGUAUCGGCCGGUUUAUGGCGAGGAUCGACAUUUUCGGGGCAUUUUUGAAUGGGGGAUGCUGUACAAGGAGAAUGAAGUGCCUCAGAAAGAGCUCAACACGCGUAAACAUAACAGCGAACCGUACAAAAGUCCAACACAUGCCGGGGGGUUGUUUGCCAUCAACAGGGAGUAUUUCCUAGAGUUGGGGGCAUAUGACCCUGGUUUGUUGGUUUGGGGUGGGGAGAAUUUCGAAUUAAGUUUUAAGAUAUGGCAAUGUGGGGGGAGUAUCGAGUGGGUACCAUGUUCCCGAGUUGGCCAUGUGUAUCGCAGCUUCAUGCCUUAUAACUUCGGUAAGUUGGCUCAGAAGAAAAAGGGACCCUUGAUUACGAUAAACUACAAGCGAGUGAUUGAAACGUGGUUUGAUGAUAAGUACAAGGAGUUUUUCUAUACGCGCGAACCAAUGGCUCGGUUCCUCGAUAUGGGGGAUAUUAGUGAACAGUUAGCACUAAAGAAACGGCUCAACUGUAAAAGCUUUGAAUGGUUUAUGGAAAAUGUAGCCUACGAUGUUUUGGAUAAGUAUCCAGAGUUGCCGCCUAAUAUCCACUUCGGGGAGCUUCGCUCUGUAGCUGUUAGCAAGUGUUUGGAUACUUUAGGCCAUGGGCCUCCGUCCCUCAUGGCCAUACAACACUGCCAUGGUUAUGGUAACAAUCAACUGAUCAGGUUAAAUGCUAAAGGUCAGUUGGGUGUGGGCGAAAGGUGUAUAGAAGCCGAUGCCCAAGGGAUCAAACUGGCAUUUUGUCGCAUGGGUACAGUCGAUGGGCCAUGGUUGUAUGACGAAAACACCCAUACGAUACUGCAUAGGGUACAUAAGAAAUGUAUAGCUUUACAUCCACAGACAUCACAUCUUUCGUUAAUGCCGUGUGAUAUUAAUAAUGCCUACCAACAAUGGAUUUUUAAGGAGAUUCGACCCAAGUGGUAACAACUUCCAGAUUUUUUACUUUAUUUUUUACAUAUCGAUUCAUCUGCAAUAAGUACUUACGUUUUUGAUCAAUCAUACUGUGCCUUAUAUCACUAGGACGUGUAAAUAGUUUUGUAAGAAUGUUUUAUAAAUCGGGACUGGUUGA